Molecule: messenger RNA, 530 nt
Organism: Phycomyces blakesleeanus NRRL 1555(-)
Lineage: Eukaryota; Fungi; Mucoromycota; Mucoromycetes; Mucorales; Phycomycetaceae
Exons: 1
Coding region: 25-339 (104 amino acids)
Source: RefSeq, a predicted model, not a curated record
AAUAAACAUAAUAAAAUCGAAAAUAUGAACCCAACUUCAAUCAUCCCCAGAAGUAUUGUUUCCAAGCAAGUCGCCAGAAUGGCUAUAUCCUCACCAGGAGUCUGUUCUUCCAGUGCUACUCAAUGCAUCAAACGCCACUUUGUAAAGGACUCUGGAGAGCAACCAUCAACCUCUGGUACUACCGAAGAAAUAAAGAAUACCGACACUGCCUUUGACAGUACAGUCGAUCCCAAAAAAGAAAUUAAAAAGAUGGAUAAAGAAACCGACAAACCUGGAUCACCUUUGGAACGGAGCGGUGCCAAUGAAAAGGCCACGCCAACCACUUCAAGAAAACAAUAAUCUCUUUUCGUUAGAAAAAAACGAAAAGGAAAUCAUUAUUAAGACAUUAGCUUGGAGUAGUGUAUUGAACAAAAAACACCGAUUUUGCAGCCACAGUCUUCACACCUACAAAGUAUUGACUAUAGCCUUGUGUAUAUAAGUAUAUAAAAUAAAAAUAAAAAUAAAAUCCAAGGGCUUUUUAUUAUUACUAU